Molecule: messenger RNA, 1701 nt
Organism: Zymoseptoria tritici IPO323
Lineage: Eukaryota; Fungi; Ascomycota; Dothideomycetes; Mycosphaerellales; Mycosphaerellaceae
Exons: 5
Coding region: 61-1701 (546 amino acids)
Biological process (GO): transmembrane transport
Cellular component (GO): membrane
Molecular function (GO): transmembrane transporter activity
Source: RefSeq, a predicted model, not a curated record
UUUUCCUUCUCCUUGGCUUGUUCUUGGUAUUCUUGACCGUUUUCUCAGUACUCUGUCAAGAUGGCGUCUCAACCUGUUGUUCACAAGACGGCGGGAGGCAACGCUGCUUUCCACAACUUUCACAAUGACUACGCACAUAUCGCCGACCCGAACGAGCGACGAAGACUUGCGCUCGCCGAGAUUGACAAGGCGCCUUUUGGCUGGUACCAUGUUCGCGCCUGUGCCGUCGCCGGUAUUGGUUUCUUCACUGACGCCUACGACAUCUUCGCCAUCGGUAUCGUGACCACCAUGUUGGGUGUUGUUUACGCUCAAGGCGGCGCCACACCUGGAAAGCUCCCCGUCUCCUCCGAUACUGCUAUCAAGGUCGCUACUUCCGGUGGUACCGUUCUCGGACAACUUGGUUUCGGUUUCCUCGCCGAUGUCGUCGGACGCAAGAAGAUGUACGGUCUUGAGUUGAUUCUCAUCAUCUUUGCAACUCUCGCUCAGGCUCUUACCUCGGAUUCCCCUGCCAUCACUCUUACCGGAACUAUCAUCUUCUGGCGUGUGCUUAUGGGUAUCGGUAUCGGUGGUGACUACCCUCUCUCCUCCGUCAUCACCUCCGAGUUCGCCACGACCAAGUGGAGAGGCGCCAUGAUGGGCGCUGUCUUCGCCAUGCAGGGUCUCGGCCAAUUCGGUGCCGGCAUCGUCGCCCUCAUCGUCACCGAGGGCUUCCGCGGCUCUCUCUCCUCCGCAGUCGGCAAGACUCCCGUCGCCGUCUGCGAUGGCGUCUGUCUCCUCGCCGUCGACAAAAUGUGGCGUAUCAUCAUCGGAUUCGGCGCAGUCCCCGGUUGCAUCGCCCUCUACUUCCGCCUGACCAUCCCCGAAACCCCCCGCUACACCUUCGACGUCUCCCGCGACGUCGUCAAGGGCGGCUCCGACAUCAAAGCCUACCUCGCCGGCACCCCCGAAGGCAUCCCCGACGAAUGGAAGUACGCCAAGACCCUCAUCGGAACCGCGGGUUCCUGGUUCCUGCUCGACGUCGCCUUCUACGGUAUCGGCCUCAACAACUCCACCAUCCUCCAAGCCAUCGGCUACGCCAACGCCAAGGACGCCUACAACUUCUUCCGCGACAUCGCCGUCGGCAACCUCAUCCUCGUAUGCGCGGGCGCCAUCCCGGGGUACUGGGUGACGGUCGCCCUCGUCGACACCGUCGGCCGCAAACCCAUCCAGCUCAUGGGCUUCAUCAUCCUCACCAUCGUCUUCUGCAUCAUGGGUUUCGCCUACCACCAAAUCGGCACCUCCGGCCUCCUCGCCCUUUACGUCAUCGCCCAGUUCUUCUUCAACUUCGGCCCCAACUCGACUACGUUCAUCGUUCCGGGCGAGUGCUUCCCGACCCGCUACCGCUCUACGUGCCACGGCAUCUCCGCCGCGUCCGGCAAGAUCGGCUCCAUCAUCGCCCAGGCCGCUCUUGCUCCUCUGCGUACCCGUGGCGCGACGAAGACGAAUGCGUCCCCGUGGCUCAACCACGUGCUUCAGAUCUACGCUCUGUUCAUGUUGUUGGGUUGCUUCACGACCCUGCUCAUUCCGGAGACGAAGCGUAAGACUCUGGAGCAGUUGGCUGCGCGAGCUGACUACGCAUUGAAGACAUCCAUUCACAUGCAAACCAUCUCGACUUCUUCCUCCUCCUCUCCACACACAACACCACAUCCUCUCCAACCAUGA